Molecule: messenger RNA, 1118 nt
Organism: Aspergillus sclerotioniger CBS 115572
Lineage: Eukaryota; Fungi; Ascomycota; Eurotiomycetes; Eurotiales; Aspergillaceae
Product: putative C2H2 finger domain protein
Exons: 3
Coding region: 113-769 (218 amino acids)
Source: RefSeq, a predicted model, not a curated record
CACUGGCACAGAUCUUAUUUGCCUAGCGAGCAAUCGGCAGACUCUGGUCCUGUCUUGGUGCUUGCUCUGACUGACCAUUCAAAGCGCUGUCUGCGCGCUUUCCCUCAUAACGAUGGCGCCUGCAAGUCGAGGCUUCACCAACCCCACUCCUAAGACCGAAUCUGCGCGUUCCGCUCUGAGCUCUUUCACCUGCACUCUUUGCAACAAGUCCUAUUCUCGCCAUCCAGAAUAUGAAGCUCAUAUUUCUUCUUAUGAUCACCAGCAUCGCAAGCGCUUACAAGAUCUCAAACAAUUAUCACGGGAUCCAAAUGCUGCAGAGAAGGCCAGGCGAGCAGAAAGAAAGGCUGAUGCAGAGGCCGGGUUAAGGGUACUCGAUUCUUCCAAAUCCAUCCCAGCAUCGACGGCUGGGACUGGAUUUGGAUCUGGGGGUAGUACUGGGGGUGGAGCCGGAUUCAAGAAAGGGGGGUUCAAGAGUUCGUUUACCACCGUCAAAGGACCUGUCGCCCCAGCUGCGCCCACGAAGAAAAAUGUUCUAGGUGGUGACGAUGAAGACAAUGGUGUUGCAGAAGCAGAUGAUGCAAGCCUGUACAAUCGAAGCCAACCCACCAGACACGAAAGUGCCCAGCUUGAUCAGGCAGAGAGCGAUACUGAUGAGGAAUAUGCCCAUGAUGUAAUAGGUGGGAUGUAUUACAAUCCACGGAAUCCUACAAGUUGCCCCCCUGAGUGUGUUGGAGCCAGGAAUGCCCCAUCACAAACUUCCAUCUUCUGACGAAUUGGCCGUCACGAGGUGUGACAUCAAAUAGGCGAUAAAUGUCUUCUCUUUUUUGGGGGGGGGAGCCUUGGUCGAUGAUUUGGCAAUAAAAAACCUACUCGAUACGAGCAGCCCCAUGGCUACAUACGGGCUUUUUGAUGGGAUCCCAUCAGUCAAGAACAGGGCUACCCGGUAAACGCCAUUAUGAAGACAUGUCACAUAAUAUAUGGUCAUGAAAAGGCAUUUGGUUUCUAAAAUGCAGAUUGAUGUUGAUUGCGUUGUAUAGUCGUACAAAUUCCAGGAAAUCGGGUGAUGAGGCAGAAUGGGAGAAUAGGAGGAAAUGGCUGGGACAAUAAGAGGGUACUAG